Papaver somniferum (opium poppy) is the source of this 630-nucleotide messenger RNA. Its product is annotated as protein DMR6-LIKE OXYGENASE 1-like. NCBI's taxonomy places the organism in Eukaryota, Viridiplantae, Streptophyta, Magnoliopsida, Ranunculales, Papaveraceae. The annotation marks the transcript as partial. The record is from RefSeq and is a predicted model, not a curated record. The transcript is spliced from 3 exons.
UGUUUUCCUCUUGAAGAUUAUAUCGACGAUUGGCCUACUAAGCCAUCAUCAUUCACUGAUGUGGCGGAGUAUUGUACAAGUGUUCGAGGCUUAACAUUAAAAUUAUUAGGAGCUAUUUCAGAGAGUUUAGGUCUUAACAGAGACUACAUAGAAAAAGUACUUAGUAAUCAUAGUCAACAUAUGGCUAUAAAUUAUUAUCCCCCAUGUCCUGAACCAGAGCUUAUUUAUGGACUUCCUGGUCAUACUGAUCCCAAUGCUAUCACCAUCCUCCUUCAAGAUGAUGUUCCUGGAUUGCAAGUCCUUCGGGAUGAGAAAUGGAUCGCCGUUCAUCCUAUACCUAAUACGAUUAUUAUUAAUAUCGGUGAUCAAAUACAGGCUAUUAGUAAGGACAAGUAUAAAAGCGUUCUUCACCGGGCCGUUGUAAACUGCGACAAAGAGAGGUUUUCUAUCCCAACCUUUUGUUGUCCAUCUAAAGAAGCUGUGAUUGGACCGGCUUCUCAAUUGGUCGAUGACGAGCAUCUUUCACAUUAUAAGGAUUUCACUUACACUGAAUAUUUUGGAAAAUUUUGGAAUCAAAAACUGGGAACUGAAACUACUUUAGAUAUUUUUAAGACAACUUCUAAUGAUUAA